AUCUUGUUUGUGGUGUCAGUAUUGUAGUUGUGGAGUGUUGGGUGUUGUCUUUUAUAUUGAUGAUUCCGUAAACCGUUUUAAAAAUGUUAUUCAAAAGUUUUAUAAACGUGCUUCUAAUAUUCUUUAGUACAUUAUCUCACGUAUAUGGACAAAACUUCACACUUACAUGGUGUACAAUAUCAGAAGCUGAGCAAGAUAAAUGCAAUGCAUUUUCCAGAGCAGUUGAUCGCGAAAUAGUUUUCUUUGAACGUAGUUAUAUUAAAUUACAAUGUAAACAAGCAUCAACUAAAGAAGAAUGUAUGACUAUGUUGGAUCAAGAGAUAGCUCAAAUAACUACAUUAGAUGCAGGCGAAAUUUUUAUAGCUGGUCGAUAUCACAGUUUAAUACCGAUAAUGCAAGAAAUAUAUGAAAGCGGAGUGAAUUAUCAGUACGCAGUAGCUGUUAUUAAAAAAGGCUCUUUGCCAGAUGUUCAGAGCUUACAAGAUUUAAGAGGCAAAAAAGCUUGUUUUCCUGGUCUUGGAAUGUUAGCUGGCUGGAUUAUUCCUAUUUAUACUCUAAUGAAACAAGGUGGACUAGAAAUAAUUGACUGCAAUAAUCAUGUGAAAUCUGCCAUUAAAUUCUUUGGACCUAGCUGUGCUGUAAACUCAUUGAUCGAUAAAUACAAUCCAUUAGGUGAUAAUUCUGAUCAGUUAUGUAAACUGUGUAUCGGAAAAAUACCUGGAGGAAGGUGUACCACUUCGGAUCCUUAUGCAGGAUACGAAGGAGCAUUUAGGUGUCUAGUAGAGGCAGGAGAAAUUGCCUUUUUAGUACAUACAACAGUGAAUGAAAUGACAUUAACAAGUUUUGACUAUACCUCAGUAAAGAAAGAACAAUUUGAAUUGCUCUGUCGCGAUGGCACGCGCAAACCCAUUGACAAUUACAAACUUUGCAAUUGGGGUACUGUUCCUUCACGUGCUGUAGUCACAUCAUCUGCUACGCAACUCGAACACCGUCGAGCCUAUCAACGAUUUUUAGAAAGAGCAGUUAGAGUGUUGAGCAAACACAGCACAAGAAAUUCGACUGAUUUUUAUGAUAAUCGCUUCGAAAAUCGAGCAGGUUUGAACAAUCGAUUUGACGAAAAUAAUUUUACCAGAAACGGAUUUGCUAAUCCUAAUGAAUAUAACACAGAAGAUUCUGAAAAUCGUAAUGGAUUCGAAAGAAAUUUGAACGGGAAUGAAUUAAAUCCAUGGGAUAAAACUGAAGCAACGAAUGUACAGCCAAUAGAAACGUUCGAUUUAUUUGAAUCCGCACCAAGAUAUGGAAUGCAUCACAACUUAUUGUUCUCUGAUUCAGCACGGGACUUUGUCCAGUUGCCAGAAAAGAUUCAGACAUAUAGCGGUUAUUUGGGCAGAUCCCUAGAUCCAAUUUUAGAAGUACGUCGUUGUACUGUUAACAGAAUGACUUUGUGCGUCACAUCCGAUCCAGAAAUGGAAAAGUGUAUAAAGAUGAAGAUAGCAUUAAAAGCGCAGUUACUGAAGCCAGAAUUAAACUGUUAUAAAGGUCACAGUCAAAUUCAUUGUAUGCAGGCUAUACAGAAUGGAAUUGCCGAUGUAGCGGUGCUAGAUACCAGCGAUGUAUACACCGCUGGCUUACGUUACGAUUUGGUUCCGUUUAUCUCUGAAAUGUAUAAUUUGCCUACUCCAGAAUACUACGUAGUCGCAGUGGCGAAAGAGGAGGAUGAUAAUACCGACUUGACAUACUUAAAAAAUAAGUAUACUUGUCACACGGGAAUUAAUACGGCUGCAGGUUGGGUGUAUCCACUAGCAUAUCUUAUUUCCAAUACUUGGAUUAGAGGCUACGGUUGCGACUCCGUUCGUGCAGCCGCAGAAUACUUCAGCAAAUCUUGCGUUCCGGGUGCGCUUAGCACCGAAUAUAAUAUUGGUGUGCCUUACGAUAACAUGUGUGACUUGUGUCACGGUGCAAGCUUUCGCUACUGUCGCAGAGACGCAUCCGAAGACUACUUUGGAUACACCGGUGCUUUCAGAUGUUUAGUCGAAGGAGGAGGAGACGUGGCCUUCGUGAAGCACACGACGGUCGCCGAAAAUACAGACGGAAAACGAAGAGAGACAUGGGCGCGAAAUACCUUCACGAAAGAUUUCGAAUUGCUUUGUCCAGAUGGCACUCGUCGACCAACUACCGACUACAUGCACUGUAAUUUGGGGAAGGUCGCAGCCAACGCUAUAGUCACGCGCGGCGGCUAUUACGGAUACAACGAGACACAAAUAAACGCAUACAUAAAUUUAUUUAUAUAUGCCCAGCAAUUUUAUGGCAGAAAGGAACAGGACGAAUUCAGUUUCAGCAUGUUUUACAGUACACCGCCUUACAGCGAUCUGAUCUUUCAAGAUGCCACACAACAACUGGUGGUAAUACCGCCUGAAAAAAGGGAGUACAGUACCUAUUUAGGUCCAGACUUUCUGAGAGCUAGGAGAAUCGUGGACUGUAACGCUGGAGCAUCAGCCAUUGAACAUUCGAUACUAGCCACGAUAGCUAUGAUUAUACUUACUUGCAUGUUUAGCAGAUAAAAUUUAGAUCUCUUUUGCAACCAAUGAAUCUUAAACAUGUACAUUGAACAAAAAUAUUCGACGCUUAUCGUACUAAUCGUACACAUUUAGAUAGAAUGACACACAGAUUUUAUAAUCUUUGUAUGAAAUAUCAAACACUGAUUAUAAAUAUUUUAUAUAUUGAUACAUUACAAACAAAUCUUUUUAAGAUAUUUGUAUUAAUUUGUAAAUUCUAGACUUAAGCUUAACUCCGUCCGUUUUAAAGACUUUACAAGAUCUGAUAAGUUUUAUUACACAUACCGUCCAUUAAUAUUUUUAUAUAUACAGA
Megachile rotundata (alfalfa leafcutting bee) is the source of this 2868-nucleotide messenger RNA. RefSeq names its product transferrin 2 (gene Tsf2). Gene Ontology annotation, biological process: iron ion transport. NCBI's taxonomy places the organism in Eukaryota, Metazoa, Arthropoda, Insecta, Hymenoptera, Megachilidae. Gene Ontology annotation, cellular component: recycling endosome; plasma membrane; extracellular region. The record is from RefSeq and is a predicted model, not a curated record.